Suillus discolor is the source of this 1200-nucleotide messenger RNA. RefSeq lists its product as uncharacterized. NCBI's taxonomy places the organism in Eukaryota, Fungi, Basidiomycota, Agaricomycetes, Boletales, Suillaceae. The record is from RefSeq and is a predicted model, not a curated record. The transcript has 7 exons. Bases 1 to 1200 code for a protein of 399 amino acids.
AUGCCAUGGCUGGAGCAGGAAGACAUCCAAACAUCCUAUGAUGCGAACUUGUUUGAUGAUGAUGACAUGGAAGACGAUAUGGAAGAUGCUGCCGCGUUUCAAACCGCAAAUCAUAUAGACUUCAGUCUAGCAAGGACGACUCAGAUAGACAAGAGGGAGGCAUCACGGAUGGACCUAGAUGAUGCCACCGGACAGCCCCCAACUAGUUUCAAUAAGGAGAAAAGGUUCAAGACGGUAUCAGAUAAGCGUCGUAUCAAGGAAGUAGAUUACUCGGCGGAACUGCGCGAAAUGGUGUACAGUCAAACGGAACAGAUCAACCACAUGAGACGUGAGAUGCAAAUGGAAGCUCAAAACCUACAACAAGCACAUUUGUCCAGCAUGGAAGAUAUCAGAAAACAGUGGGAAGUAGCUCUGAGAGAGUGGGAAGCGCAACUCACCAAAGAAUUCGAGACACCCAUUGAUGACAGUGACAAGGCUAGCCGCGCCGAGCAGCACCAACAGCUUGAAGAUUAUAUGAGAAGUCGUGAAGCGGUCGGCCAUGCGAAUCACGAGGCGGUAGAAACUAGCAUGCAGAAAAUUCUAGAGGAUAGUCGCAAACGCUUUGAGCAAGAACUAGCUCAGCGUGAAGAAGAGUUCAAUAGAAAGAAAGAGGAAGAGUUUCUAGAACGCAAGCAAGCGAGAUUCGGCGAGAUGGAGCAGAGGCUGAAGUCCGAAGUCGAUAAGUUGAGGGCGGAAAAAGAAAGCGAGCUGGCCAACAUGGAACAGCGGUUUUCCAGGAGUUACAGAUUACCGGAUAGGGAUACAGAAAUGGAUGACAGCCCCCGUCCAUCCACAAAGCCAUCGUCAGGUACCCCAUGCCUUGAUACCAUCAAGAAGUUAAAGAGAAUUCGUGGAAUAUCGCGCAGGACUCGCCUUUUAUCAGUACCUGCGGAGGCGGACAUGCAGGAAUCCAUCAAGAACAAUCAUUCGAGAAAGAUGCACCACGUCAACAACAUGAUGCUUCCCUAUGGAAGAUGCGAUUGCACGAGGUGUGGAGGCCGCGCUAGAGGCGCAUUCUCAUCGAGAAAGACUUGUCCCGCUCGUCUAAAAAACGCAAGUCCCCAAGAAGAAAAAGAUCGAGGAUGCAAGAAAAUUCGGCGAGAGAAGGCUGCCCGAACUGAGCUGCGAAAGAGAUUUUCUUCUGGUAGCCCGGCAACAUAG